This is a messenger RNA of Apis laboriosa (Himalayan honeybee), 3287 nucleotides long. RefSeq names its product tubulin beta chain-like. NCBI's taxonomy places the organism in Eukaryota, Metazoa, Arthropoda, Insecta, Hymenoptera, Apidae. Gene Ontology annotation, molecular function: structural constituent of cytoskeleton; GTPase activity; GTP binding. Bases 1324 to 2691 code for a protein of 455 amino acids. Gene Ontology annotation, biological process: mitotic cell cycle; microtubule cytoskeleton organization. Gene Ontology annotation, cellular component: microtubule; cytoplasm. The transcript is spliced from 3 exons. The record is from RefSeq and is a predicted model, not a curated record.
CGAAGAGAAGAUAAUGGUAAUAUUUACCGUUUUUUCAAUCGAUACAGUUAUAUAUGUAGGUAGUAUUACAGAUAUAUACAUAUUACACUCGUCAACUGUACUACGUCAAAGAAUUGCAAUCUCUCGAAAACGAAAACAAUGUUGAAUAAAGAGAGAGAGAGAGAGAGAGAGCAAUCGAUGGCACGAGACAGGGGUGAAAAACGGACAGAGGGAAUGAGUUACAAUAAUAGAAAAAGGGAUUCUACAACGGCAGGGGAUCGUGAAACAGUAGCAAGCGCAGCUGGAGACGAAAUGACACGACGUGGUUAUCGUAUUCCUCUCAACAGUGUAUGACAGUCAAGAAAACCGAGAGACUCACGGCGUUUUUAAGAAUGACUCACUCGACGACGAAAUGGUCCCAGUCCCGUUUUAGUCGUUUUUCUUCCUUUUUUUUGUUCAGAACGUUUCAUACCAGGCACGAGAAUGCAUGAAAUUUAUGGCUCGCGCAAAUUCAAACAGAGGCGAUCGAAAGUAAAGUUCAUUGGAUUGCGAGCGCAUAAACCCGAGAAACAUCCUCGUGAUCGAGUUACAUUUCCGGUGGAUGCUCUUCGAGUCCAUCGAACUGGAUAUCCUGUUCUCGCUUCAUGGCUCUUUUUUCGAGCGCAAAUGUAUCUCCGUCACGAAACCCUUCCUAGCGAAAGCCAGUCGAUCGAUCGUCUCGUUCGUGGCGUGGACAAACCCAUGUAAAGAUGCAAAGUAGCACGAACAACAAAGAAGUGUAUACGUAUGUGUAUAUGUAUGAAGGAAAAAAAUUAAUCGAAAGAAAGAAAUGGAAGACUUUUCUUUUUUUUUUUUUUAGGAUCGAAGGAUUGAGAAAUUACGUGUCAUUGACCGAAAGUCGAUAGGAUAUGGGCUGUUGGUCGGUCUGUUGGUUCUUUGGGCGAUCGACUCGUGCGACGUAUAUACUCGUUUGGAGAAUCUUCUCCCCCUCCAUGAGCUCCGCGCCGCCAGGCCAGAAGCGCGUCGCGUAACCGAGUGGAGAGUCGAUCUCAGGACACCGACACGAGUACGUUUCCUCGCCAGUUUCGCUCCGCAGGCUCCACACCACUGGUGCACUCCUGCGCGACACUCGAUUGCACUUGGUUCGCUGCACACGCUCUCUCGUCGCGCUGCCCGCACUCGCCUCUACGCACAUCACGCAUAUUCGUUACUACGCAAGGACUGUCCUCCGUCAGCUUUCUUUCCACUCUCUCUUCAAUCUCGAGGGAUCAGCUGUUUGCCCAGCUGCACCAUUUUUUUUCUUGGCACACGUUAGAGACAACGUAGAGACAAGCUAGCUUCAAAAUGAGGGAGAUCGUACAUCUGCAGGCUGGACAAUGCGGAAACCAGAUUGGUGCAAAGUUCUGGGAAGUGAUCUCCGAGGAGCACGGCAUCGACCAAUCGGGCAUUUAUCAUGGAGAUAGCGAUCUGCAAUUGGAGCGAAUUUCCGUCUACUAUAACGAGGCUUCUGUGGCGACCUCGACCAAUGGAGGGAAGUACGUGCCGAGGGCGAUUCUUCUUGAUCUCGAGCCGGGAACAAUGGACGCCGUUCGAUCAGGUGCCUACGGGAAACUGUUCCGCCCCGACAAUUUCGUGUUCGGCCAAUCGGGGGCGGGCAAUAAUUGGGCGAAGGGGCACUACACGGAGGGCGCGGAAUUGGUCGACUCGGUGCUGGACGUGGUCAGGAAGGAAUGCGAGAACUGCGAUUGCCUGCAAGGUUUCCAACUGACUCAUUCCUUGGGCGGUGGCACCGGAUCCGGUAUGGGUACGUUGCUCAUCUCCAAGAUUCGGGAGGAAUACCCGGAUCGAAUAAUGAACACGUACUCGGUGAUGCCGUCGCCCAAAGUGUCGGACACGGUGGUGGAGCCUUACAACGCGACCCUGUCCGUCCACCAGCUGGUCGAGAACACGGACGAGACGUACUGCAUCGACAACGAAGCUCUAUACGACAUCUGCUUCCGCACGUUGAAGGUGUCGAAUCCUAGCUACGGGGACUUGAAUCAUCUCGUCUCGCUCACUAUGUCGGGGGUGACCACCUGCCUAAGGUUCCCCGGCCAAUUGAACGCAGAUCUGAGAAAGCUGGCCGUGAACAUGGUCCCGUUCCCACGUCUACACUUCUUCAUGCCCGGAUUCGCCCCUCUGACGUCAAGAUCCAUGCAACAAUAUUCGGCGCUCUCUGUACCCGAGCUCACCCAGCAGAUGUUCGACGCGAAGAACAUGAUGGCUGCCUGCGAUCCGAGGCACGGCCGUUACCUGACCGUGGCCGCCGUUUUCCGCGGCAGAAUGUCGAUGAAGGAGGUCGACGAGCAAAUGCUGAGCGUGCAAAACAAGAACAGCUCUUACUUCGUCGAGUGGAUCCCGAACAACGUGAAGACGGCCGUAUGCGACAUCCCGCCCAAGGGGUUGAAAAUGUCCUCGACGUUCAUAGGGAACACGACCGCUAUUCAAGAAUUGUUCAAGCGAAUCUCCGAGCAAUUUACAGCCAUGUUCCGUAGGAAAGCGUUCCUUCAUUGGUACACGGGCGAGGGUAUGGACGAGAUGGAGUUCACCGAGGCCGAGUCGAACAUGAACGACCUCGUCUCCGAGUAUCAGCAGUAUCAAGAGGCCACCGCAGAAGAAGAUUUCGAGGCCGAGGAAUGCGCAGACGAUUUCGAGACCUGCGAUCAGGAGUGAAUCGAGUAAAAAAAAAAAAAAGAAAAAAUCUUCUCUCUCUCUCUCUCUCUCUUUCUCUAGGAAGUAUCCACCGAAUCGGACGUCUUUCCCCUCCUUUCUUUUUCCUACCCUAUCUCCAUUUUCUCCCCUUUAUCCUUCCUCCUUCGACAUUCCCUUCCCCCCCCUUUUCGAUUCGGUGUCGAAUCUCUUUUAUUCUCUUUUGUACUUUUAUACGUGAAAAUCUUUUACAAGUUCGCGGAGUUUGCUGCACCGGCCGAGUUACAGAUCAUCAGUCGCGGUUAUUCGCCUCGAAGUCGAAUUCGAAUCUCGUUCGAACUGCGACACGCUUCGCGGAUAGGUAGAUGUUGUUAAGAGCGAAAAAGAAAGAAAAAAAAGAAAAAGAAGAAUAAUAUACGCAGCGUUCUUCGGGAAACGAUUCCACGAAACAUGAAACAACCAAAGCACCCGAACCAAAAAUUUUAUCUAUUCUCGUUGCAUCCACGACAACUGUAUCGACAUGUAUGUAUUUUCUAAUCGUGGCACGCGUUACGCAAUGUAGUUCGCAAGAGGUUUGUUUCCUUGCAAAAAAUAUACGUUUUUUUUCAAUCAUUUGCCUC